This is a messenger RNA of Asterias rubens (European starfish), 2531 nucleotides long. RefSeq lists its product as uncharacterized. Gene Ontology annotation, molecular function: nucleic acid binding. The transcript is spliced from 2 exons. The coding region runs from base 92 to 1984 and encodes 630 amino acids. Gene Ontology annotation, biological process: DNA integration. The record is from RefSeq and is a predicted model, not a curated record. Lineage: Eukaryota; Metazoa; Echinodermata; Asteroidea; Forcipulatida; Asteriidae.
CAUACAAGGCAGAGCCCUACUUCGUGAACUCACAACCAAUGCUUGCCACUGGGACACACCUCUCCCCAAAGACAGCCUGAAAGAAUGGGAGAUGUGGAGAGAUUCGCUUCAGGAGCUGAAGGAGCUUCAUAUCCCUCGCACAUACGCCAUGAAGUCUCUCACCAAGGUAUGGCAAACCGAGUUGUGUGUGUUCUCAGAUGCGUCCACCAGAGCCAUUGGUGCAGUAGCUUAUCUCCGAACCCUUGACGAAAACGGACAGACCGCAGUGGGAUUCGUCCUCGGAAAAGCUAAGCUAGCCCCUCUGUCCGAACCUACCAUACCUCGACUGGAACUAUGUGCUGCAGUGCUAGCAGUAGAGAUGGCAGAGCUCAUCCUAGACGAAAUAGACCUCAAAAUUGAUGCGGUGAAAUUCUACUGUGACAGUAAAGUUGUACUAGGUUACAUUAACAACGAAUCCAAGCGAUUUUACGUAUACGUACACAACAGAGUCGAGCGUAUACGUCAGUCAACAAAGCCAGAUCAGUGGCACUACGUGCCUACAGAGCACAAUCCAGCAGACCACGCUUCAUGGGGAAUUCCAGCUUCCCAGCUCGCAAGUACAUCAUGGUUCACGGGACCGCCAUUUCUCUUCAAGCUGAACCAAUCUCCUUCAGAGAAAUCGAACCCCUUCGAGCUGGUUGAUCCAGAGCUAGAUGUAGAAAUCCGUCCCCAGGUGACAAGUUUCGCUACCCAGACGAAAAUGACAACACUUACACGCAAAUGCUUUCAACGUUUCUCGACGUGGAACUCACUCCUGAGAGCAGUUACUUUCCUCAUCCAUGUCGUUCGUUCCCGCAAGAUGGACCCAGCAAGUCAGUCGACUAAAUGCAGUGGACAGCACAAGCCAUAUACUCCAGACGAGCUGGCUCAAGCAAAAGAUGUUAUCAUCAAGUCAGUCCAGAGAAAGUUCUACUCGGGGGAGUUUACAAACCUUGACCAGAAGAAAGAUGUUCCCAAGAACAGUUCUCUCACAAAGCUGAAUCCUGUUUUGGAAGAGGGCUUCAUCAGAGUGGGAGGUCAUCUCAAACAUGCACAGCUAGACCGUGACGAGAAGAACCCAAUUAUUUUGCCAGGUAACCACCACGUUUGCACACUGCUAGUACGCCACUACCACGAGCAGGUGAAACACCAAGGUCGCCAUUUUACGGAAGGGACCAUCAGAGCAUCCGGCCUAUGGAUUGUCGGUGGUAAGAGACUCAUAAACUCAGUCCUACAUAAGUGCGUCAUAUGCAAGAAGCUCCGUGGGAAGUUGGAAGAACAGAAGAUGGCGGACCUGCCACCUGAGCGACUCAAUACAUCUCCACCAUUCACAUACGUUGGUUUAGACGUUUUUGGUCCAUGGGCAGUCAUCGCACGACGCACAAGAGGAGGUCACGCUGAAAGCAAACGCUGGGCAAUGUUGUUCACUUGCAUGAGCACGAGAGCCAUUCACAUUGAAGUCCUAGAGUCCAUGGACACGUCAUGCUGCAUCAACGCACUCAGAAGUUUUUUUGCUCUCCGCGGACCAGCGAAACAGCUUAGAUCCGACUGCGGAACCAACUUCGUUGGAGCCUGCAAUGAGCUGAAACUUGGAAAGGAACAACAACAGGAGACAAGAAUGCAGCGCUACCUGAGUGAACAAGGCUGCACAUGGGAGUUCAACCCACCUCACUCGUCACACAUGGGAGGUGUUUGGGAGCGCAUGAUUGGAGUAGCUCGGAGAGUCCUCGACUCCAUUCUAUUACAGAGCAAAUCCUCUCACCUCUCGCAUGAAGUACUGUGCACCUUCUUGGCCGAAGUUACAGCGAUCGUCAAUGCUCGACCUCUUAUCCCAGUCUCCAACAAUCCUGAAUUGCCAUUCAUCUUGACACCUGCUACGCUGCUUACCCAGAAGGUUGGUGCUCCUGCUCCCUUGGGAGAAUUCACCGACAAGGACCUGUUCAAGAGCCAGUGGAGGCAGGUUUAGAGUCUCGCCAGUAAGUUCUGGACCCGAUGGAAACGCGAAUACCUGCCUACCCUACAGAGCCGUACGAAGUGGACGGAAACCCAUCGUAACCUGCAAGAGGGAGAUCUUGUGCUCUUGAAAGACAACCAAGUCGUCCGCAAUGAGUGGCCACUGGCUCGAGUUACUUCUGCUUUUGUGAGCGAUGACGGAAAGGUCCGCAAGAUAGAAGUCAAGGUCUCGUCCAACGACACCGUCAAGAAGUUCAUGAGGCCCAUCUCAGAAGUCGUACUUCUACUACCAAAAGAGGACUGAACAUUACGUUUAUUUUGUAUUAUGCCAUACUAAAGAUGCCAGACGGGGAGUAUUCUGGAUCCAUCUAUCCGUUUUUUAAAUUGCGCCCUCUAUUGGCAACAAGUUCUUUCAUUCAACGAAUCACGUUUUAUCAAUUUUCCGUCAAAAGUUUGUUCCGACAUUUUCACACUUUGUGACUAGUUUAAUCCAUCCCAAUCUACUGCCUUCUCAGAUAACGCCUACGAGAAGCAUUGCCUUUUUACUCCUUGUUCAUCAC